AUGAAUCGAGCAGACCUGCGGGUCGUCGUCAGCGUGAAGCACAGCAACUCCUUUGAGCUCGUGCACUUGUGUUGGAUGAAUCGAGCAGACCUGCGGGUCGUCGUCAGCGUGAAGCACAGCAACUCCUUUGAGCUCGUGCACUUGUGUUGGAUGAAUCGAGCAGACCUGCGCGUCGUCGUCAAAGUGGAGCAUAGCAAGUUCUUUGAGCUCGUGCACUUGUGUUGGAUGAAUCAAGCAGACCUGCGGGUCGUCGUCAGCGUGAAGCAUAGCAACUUCUUUGAGCUCGUGCACUUGUGUUGGAUGAAUCGAGCAGACCUGCGCGUCGUCGUCAGACUGAAGCACAGGUACGUCUGGGCGCCCAUGCCAUUGUGUUGGAGGAGUCGAGCAGAUCUGCGCGUCGUCGUCAGCGUGAAGCAUAGCAACUUCUUUGAGCUCGUGCACUUGUGUUGGAUGAAUCGAGCAGACCUGCGCGUCGUCGUCAGACUGAAGCACAGGUACGUCUGGGCGCCCAUGCCAUUGUGUUGGAGGAGUCGAGCAGAUCUGCGCGUCGUCGUCAGCGUGAAGCAUAGCAACUUCUUUGAGCUCGUGCACUUGUGUUGGAUGAAUCGAGCAGACCUGCGCGUCGUCGUCAGACUGAAGCACAGGUACGUCUGGGCGCCCAUGCCAUUGUGUUGGAGGAGUCGAGCAGAUCUGCGCGUCGUCGUCAGCGUGAAGCAUAGCAACUUCUUUGAGCUCGUGCACUUGUGUUGGAUGAAUCGAGCAGACCUGCGCGUCGUCGUCAGACUGAAGCACAGACUGAAGCACAGGUACGUCUGGGCGCCCGUGCACUUGGAUUGGAGGAGUCGAGCAGACCUGUGUGUCGUCGUCAGACAGGAGCACAGGUGCUUGUCGUAGCCGGUGGACAUGUGUUCGUUUUCGUCUGAAUGAAGCACAGCAACUUCUUUGAGCUCGUGCACUUGUGAUGAAGGAAUCGAGCAGACCUGCGCGUCGUCGUCAGACUGAAGCCAAGGUGCUUGUCGUAGCCGGUGGACAUGUGUUCGUUUUCGUCUGAAUGAAGCACAGCAACUUCUUUGAGCUCGUGCACUUGUGUUGGAUGAAUUGAGCAGACCUGCGCGUCGUCGUCAGUGUGAAGCACAGGUGCUUGUUGUAGCCGGUGGACAUGUGUUGGGGGAAACGAGAAGACCUGCGCGUUCUCGUCAGAUUGAAGCACAGCAACACCUUUCAGCCCGUGCACUUGUGUCGGGGGAAUCGAGGAGACCUUCGGGUCGUCGUUAGACUUGACCAUAGAUACUUCUUGGCGCCCGCGGAUUUGUGUUGGAUUAAUCGAGCAGAACUGCGCGUCGUCGUCAGACUGAAACACAGGUACUUGUUAUCGCCCGUGCACCUGUGUUGGAUGAAUCGAGAAGACCUGCGCGUCGUUUUCAGACUGAAGUGUCGAGGAAAUCUAUUACAACGUAGUCAGGCACAGUUUACCAUAGGUGCGACUGCGGCAACCAGCCUUCCGUAGAAAUAAUACAGGAAGAAGAGAUGGUACUUAGCAGGGAACAUGAGCACAGAGUUAUAGCGGAGAUAAUUUGGCAGGCAAGACUGUAGUUGUUUUAUUGUUCCGAACCCCGAAAUUUCGGUACUGGGGCCAUUACCCCGGAGGCCCUCGGAACCUGCUGUGUUUUUGCUGCUUGUUUUUUGUUUUGUUUUGUUGUUGGGACGAGACACAAGCGCGCCUUCGCCCCUUUGUCCUUACUCUCAUCUAGCACCCAUCAAAGCCGGACCAGGGAGUCAGUUGAUAGGAACAUCUAUCUACAUUUCUCUUUCCAAAGCUCGCUCGGGCCUACCGAUCUCACAGCAGUGUAGACCAACCUCUGUGAUAGAGCGGUGACAGCAGUGUAACCUCUGUGGUAGACUACAAAGUCUACGAGCUACAGCAGCACCGCCGCCUCCGCUGCUGCAGGACGCCACAUUUUGUGAGGUUAUGAGCCUCGCUUUACGCGAACACUAGGAGCUGCGGACGUCACGACGGAGGUCAAGACAUCCUACUGCUGUGGACUACGACAUCCGUCUAUGGAUUUCGAGCGGAAAUCUGGAUUCGGAAAUUUGGGAGAUCAUCAACGGUCAGCGGAAACG
This is a messenger RNA of Ectocarpus sp. CCAP 1310/34, 2121 nucleotides long. The record is from the annotation of a GenBank genome assembly. NCBI's taxonomy places the organism in Eukaryota, Phaeophyceae, Ectocarpales, Ectocarpaceae.